Molecule: messenger RNA, 2760 nt
Organism: Cricetulus griseus (Chinese hamster)
Lineage: Eukaryota; Metazoa; Chordata; Mammalia; Rodentia; Cricetidae
Source: RefSeq, a predicted model, not a curated record
AUGGAUGGUGCCAUGGGGCUUCGGGUGCUGCUGUGCCUGUGCCUGGUGUCCCUCCUCACUCUGCAGGCCAUGCCUGCUUUGGGCUUGGCCACGGGCAGACCCAGGGGCAGAGAGAAGCGACAGGCUGUGGACACAGUAAGAUCCCCCACUUUUUUGCUUCAGACAGUUGAUGGUGUGUUCAUCAAGAGUUUGAAAGUCAAUUGUAAAGUCACCUCUCGCUUCGCCCACUACGUCAUCACCAGCCAAGUGGUCAACAGUGCUGAUGAAGCCAGAGAAGUGGCUUUUGAUGUGGAAAUCCCCAAGACAGCCUUCAUCAGUGACUUUGCCAUCACAGCAGAUAGGAACACAUUCAUUGGGGACAUAAAGGACAAAGUGAGUGCAUGGAAGCAAUACCGGAAAGCAGCCAUUUUAGGGGAGAAUGCUGGCCUUGUCAGAGCCUCGGGCAGAAAUAUGGAACAGUUCACCAUCCACAUCUCUGUUGGAGCCCAGAGCAAGGCCACAUUUCAACUCACCUAUGAGGAGGUGCUGAAGCGGAGACUUAUGCAAUAUGACAUUGUCAUCAAAGUCAAGCCCAAGCAGCUGGUACAACAUUUUGAGAUCGAUGUGGACAUCUUUGAGCCCCAGGGGAUCAGCAAGCUGGAUGCUCAGGCCUCCUUCCUCAGCAAGGAACUUGCUGCUCAAACCAUCAAGAAGUCUUUCUCAGGGAAAAAGGGUCACGUGCUCUUCCGCCCCACUGUGAGCCAGCAGCAGUCCUGCUCCACGUGCUCUACAUCCUUGCUGAAUGGAGACUUCAAGGUGACUUACGAUGUCAAUCGAGACAAGCUCUGUGACCUCUUGGUGGCCAACAAUUACUUUGCACACUUCUUCGCCCCCCAAAACCUGACCAACAUGAGCAAGAACCUGGUUUUUGUGAUUGACAUCAGUGGCUCCAUGGAAGGCCAGAAAGUGAAGCAGACCAAGGAGGCACUACUUAAGAUCCUGGGGGACGUGAAGCCAGGGGACAACUUUGAUCUGGUCCUCUUUGGGUCUCAAGUGCAAUCCUGGAAGGGCUCACUGGUACCAGCGACUCAGGCCAAUCUGCAAGCGGCUCAGGACUUCGUGCGACGCUUUUCUCUGGCUGGAGCCACAAACCUGAAUGGAGGCUUGCUCAGAGGAAUUGAGAUCUUAAACAAAGCUCAAGGAAGCCACCCAGAACUGAGCAGCCCAGCCUCAAUUCUUAUCAUGUUGACAGAUGGAGAACCCACCGAGGGGGAGACGGACCGUUCCCAGAUCCUCAAGAAUGUACGCAAUGCUAUCCGGGGCAGAUUCCCGCUCUACAACCUUGGCUUUGGCCACGACCUGGACUUUAACUUCCUGGAGGUCAUGUCCAUGGAGAACAGUGGAUGGGCCCAGAGAAUUUAUGAGGACCACGAUGCCACCCAGCAGCUACAGGGCUUCUAUAAUCAAGUAGCCAACCCCCUGCUGACAGAUGUGGAGCUGCAAUAUCCCCAGGAUUCGGUCUUAACUCUAACUCAGCACCGACAUAAACAGUACUAUGAUGGCUCCGAGAUCGUGGUGGCUGGACGCAUUGCUGACCACAAGCUGAGCAGCUUUAAGGCUGAUGUUCGGGCUCGUGGGGAGAGGCAAGAAUUCAAGGCAACAUGCCUAGUGGAUGAGGAAGAGAUGAAGAAACUGCUCCGAGAGCGUGGCCACAUGCUAGAGAAUCAUGUGGAGCGGCUAUGGGCCUACCUCACUAUCCAGGAGCUGCUGGCUAAGCGGAUGAAGAUGGAAGGGGAGGAGAAGGCCAACCUGUCAUCCCAGGUCCUGAAGAUGUCACUGGACUAUCAGUUCGUAACACCACUGACCUCUAUGACGAUCAGAGGCCUGACAGACCAGGAUGGGCUGGAGCCCACCAUUGACAAGACCCCAGAGGAUUCUCAGCCCUUAGAGAUGGUGGGACCCAGAAGAACGUUUGUGCUGUCAGCCACACAGCCUUCUCCUACAGCCCGCACCUCCAUAGUCUCAAAGCUGCCAAAUCAAGUGACAGGUGUGGACACCGAUCCCCACUUUAUCAUCUAUGUACCCCAGAAAGAGGAUAGCCUGUGCUUCAACAUCAAUGAGGAACCUGGGGUUAUCCUGAGCCUGGUGCAGGACCCUGACACAGGUUUCUCAGUGAAUGGGCAGCUCGUUGGGAACAAGGCCAGCAGGCCUGGGCAGCCUGAGGGCACAUACUUCGGGAGAUUUGGGAUCUCAAAUCCUGCAUCCGACUUUCAGCUGGAAGUGACUCCACAGAACAUUACACUGAACCCCAGCUCUGGUGGGCCUGUGUUCUCCUGGAGGGACCAGGCCACGCUGCAGAAGGAUGGGGUCAUUGUGACCAUCAACAAGAAAAGGAACCUGGUGGUGUCUGUGGAAGAUGGAGCUACCUUUGAGAUUGUCCUGCACAGGACGUGGAAGGGGAGUGCCGUCCACCAGGACUUUCUGGGCUUCUAUGUGCUGAAUAGCUUCCAGAUGUCAGCCCGGACGCAGGGGCUACUGGGACAAUUCUUCUACCCCCUGGAUUUUGAAGUAUCUGACAUCCGCCCAGGCUCUGACCCUAUGAAGUUAGAUGCCACAAUGGUAGUGAAGAAUCAGCAGCUGACAGUCACCAGGGGCUUACAAAGAGACUACAGCAAGGAUUCCAGACAUGGAACAGAAGUGUCUUGCUGGUUCAUCCACAACAAUGGAGCUGGACUGAUUGAUGGAGUUCACACUGACUAUAUUGUCCCUGACAUCUUCUGA